CGCCGUCCGGGCUUCGAGCCUCGCACACCUCGGCACGGACGGGGCGGGCAGUGCGCGAACGAGCCCCGGAGGCCAUGGGGACACGGGCCGGGCCAACGGUCGCGGGCCAGCUGUCGCCCCGGACCUGAGAGGUGGACGGCGUGGCGGCGGGGACCAUGACCUCGGUCUGGAAGCGCCUGCAGCGCGUGGGCAAGCGGGCUGCCAAGUUCCAGUUUGUGGCCUGUUACCACGAGCUGGUGUUGGAGUGCACCAAGAAGUGGCAGCCAGACAAGCUGGUGGUGGUGUGGACCCGGCGGAACCGACGCAUCUGCUCCAAGGCCCACAGCUGGCAGCCCGGCAUUCAGAACCCCUACCGAGGCACCGUGGUGUGGAUGGUGCCGGAGAACGUGGACAUCUCUGUGACCCUCUACAGGGACCCCCACGUGGACCAGUAUGAGGCCAAAGAGUGGACCUUUGUUAUUGAGAAUGAGUCCAAGGGGCAGCGGAAGGUGCUGGCCACAGCCGAGGUGGACCUGGCCCGCCACGCAGGGCCUGUGCCUGUCCAGGUUCCCCUGCGGCUGCGGCUGAAGCCCAAGUCGGUGAAGGUGGUGCAGGCCGAGCUGAGCCUCACCCUCUCGGGGGUCCUGCUGCGGGAGGGCCGCGCCACGGAUGACGACAUGCAGAGUCUCGCGAGCCUCAUGAGCGUGAAGCCUUGUGACGUGGGCAACCUGGACGACUUCGCUGAGAGCGACGGGGACGAGGCCAGCGGCCCAGCUGCCCCCGAGGCCCGGGCACGAGGCCUCCAGCCAGGGCCCUCCAGGGAGCUCAAGGCCCUUUCUGAGGAGGGAGAGGAGGGCCAAGUGAGGCUGCGGCAGGCAGCCGCCAGCCCUCCCAGCGCUGAGGAAUCCAGCCCAGUCCCUGUGAGUGUCCCUGCGCCCCCGGCCAGGGCCUCCCGGGGCCAGGGGCCAGAACCUGCUACCAGACCAGGGGGCCCCGUGGGGUGUGAGGCCCCCAGGCCCCCGGAAACCCCACCAGAGAUGAGGUCCUCAAGGCAGCCAGGCCAGGGCCCGGCCCCCACCCCAGCCCCUCGGCUCCGGAAGGGCUCCGACACCCCCCGCCCCGCAGUCACUCCAGGGCUGGAUGCAGGAGCUCCCCCAGCGGGAACGGGCUCUUCCCGGGAGACCCAGGCCCCGGCGAGCCCUGAGGCAGGGGCAGAGGCCCAGGGGGGCAGCCUGGGACAUCCUCCAGUUGUUGAGGACGGAGGCUCCGGGGACUGCCGGGGAGGACAGAACCCCGAGGUUGCAGAAGGGGACACUGGGGACAGGCCAGAGGUUAGUGGGGUGGGCACCGAUUGUGGGUCGGAAGUCGCAGAAGCAAACACUAGGUCAGGGCUCAGUGCUGUGGAGGCUGAAGACAGUUCAGAGGUUAGUCAAGGGGAUGUUGCGCAGAGGCCGAAGGAGAGACGGGGCGCUAAGGGACCAGGGGCUACAGGGGCGACGCCUGAGGCUCCUCCAAGGGUCUCUCAGGGGAGGAUGGGGGUCAGGACCGGGGAUGAGGCGUCCCCAGCAGAGCCUCGGGGGCACUCAGGGCAUCUGAAUGACCUCAGCUGGGCCAGGGACACUGCAGGCCAGGAGAGUGCGGGCACAGAGGGGAGGGGUGGAGCCCCCGGUGUUGGGAGCACAGGCCCGGAGCAGGGCCCCCCCACUGGAGCUGCGAGCACCAGCCCCCAGGUGAGCAGGUGCCCAAGGGCCCCAUCACCAGGUGACCAGGGGGUCUGGGACACAGACGCUGGGGAGCCAAGGGCCCUAGGAACAGAGACUGGGGUGGCAGAGUGGGAGGUACAGGGGACCCGGGAGACGGAAGUGGGGGGGUCAGCGUUCCCAGGGACAGAGGCUAGGAGAGCAGAAGUUGAGGUCUCGGAGGCCCAGGACGCAGACGUGGGGGCUCCAGGGGCAGAAGCCGGGGUGCUGGCCGAGGUGUUGGAGAGCCAGGGGACAGAGGCUGGGGCUUCGGGAGUGGUGGGGACGGAGACUCCGAUGGCAGAGGCUGAGACGCUGGCGACCCAGGAGAUGUCUGGGGGUUCAGGGGCACUGAGGGCAGAGGCUGAGAUGAUGGGGGCCCAGGAGGUAGCCUCUGAAGGUUCGGGGGUUCCAGGGAGAGAAGCUAAGGUGGCAGAGGUUGAGGUAUUGGGGGCCCAGGAGGCAGAGGUGGGGGCCCCCAGGACACCAGAGACAGAGGCUGGGGGUGCAGAAGCUGAGAUACUGGGGACCCAGGAGAUAUCUGGGGGUUCAGGGGCACUGAGGGCAGAGGCUGAGAUGAUGGGGGCCCCCAGGACACCAGAGACAGAGGCUGGGGGUGCAGAGGCUGAGACGCUGGGGACCCAGGAGGUAGCCUCUGAAGGUUCGGGGGUUCCAGGGAGAGAAGCUAAGGUGGCAGAGGUUGAGGUAUUGGGGGCCCAGGAGGCAGAGGUGGGGGCCCCCAGGACACCAGAGACAGAGGCUGGGGGUGCAGAAGCUGAGAUACUGGGGACCCAGAAGACAGCAUCUGGGGAUUCAGGGGCCCUGGGAGUAGAAACUGCAAUAGCAGAAUCUGAGGUACUGGGGGCCCAGGAGGCAGAAGUUGGGGUCCCAGGAACAGCAGGAACAGAGGCCAGGGUGCUGGGGGCCGGGGUAUUGGAGAGCAAGGAGACAGAGGCUGGGGGUGCAGAGGCUGAGACGCUGGGGACCCAGGAGGUAGCCGCUGAAGGUUCUGGGGUUCCAGGGAGAGAAGAAGCUAGGAUGGCAGAGGCCGAGGUGCUGGGGGCCCAGGAGGCCGAGGUGGGGGCCCCCAGGACACUAGAGACAGAGGCUGGGGGUGCAGAGGCUGAGACGCUGGGGACCCAGGAGGUAGCCGCUGAAGGUUCGGGGGUUCCAGGGAGAGAAGAAGCUAGGAUGGCAGAGGCCGAGGUGUUGGGAGCCCAGGGGACAGCAUCUGGGGACCCAGGGGCUCUGAGGGUAGAAGCCAGGACGAGAGAAUCCGAGCAGCCGGCGGCGGGUGGCUCCCCGGGCCCCGGGUCAGCAGGGCGCUGGGAGACAGAGGUGGGGGCUGCAGGGGCCCCGGGGCCGGAGGCUGGGACGGCAGGAGAACCAAGGAGCCGGCAGACGGGAAGCGCAGUUUCUGAGGCCGAGCCUCUGCGGGAAGAGACUGCGGCCGGGGGGACCCCUGGACACGAGGCGCUGGGGGCCUCAGGCGCUCCGCAGAGAGCGGCAGGGCCUCGGGAGGCAGCAGCCCGGAUUUCAGGAGGCCCGCAGGGCGAGACGGGGGCCCCGGGGGCGGAGGCCGACUCUGCAGCGAACAAAUGUGUUUCUGAGGCCCAGGGAGCAGAGGCUGGGGUCUUGGGAACGGAGGAGGAGGAGGCAGCGGAGGGCAGCCCCCCAGAGGCCAGCGGGGCAGGGGCUGCAGUGCCCGGGCCCUCAGGGGCCCCCUCCCCAGAGGAACCGGAAGAGGACGGGAGGCUGCCGGGCAGCCAGGCACCGCCUGCCCUGGUCAGCUCCAGCCAGUCCCUGUUGGAGUGGUGCCGGGAAGUCACCGCCGGCUACCGCGGGGUCCGCAUCACCAACUUCACCACCUCCUGGCGGAACGGCUUAGCUUUCUGUGCCCUCCUGCACCACUUCCACCCGGACAAGAUCGACUACGCGGCCCUGGACCCGCUUAACAUCAAGCAGAACAACAAGCAGGCCUUCGAUGGCUUCGCGGCGCUGGGCGUGUCGCGGCUGCUGGAGCCGGCGGACAUGGUGCUGCUGUCGGUGCCAGACAAGCUCAUCGUCAUGACCUACCUGUGCCAGAUCCGCGCCUUCUGCACGGGCCAGGAGCUGCAGCUGGUGCAGCUGGAGGGCGGCGGCGGCGCGGGCACGUACCGCGUGGGCAGCGCGCCGCCAAGCCCGCCCGACGCCCUGGACGCGGGGGGCCUGGCGCAGCGGCUGCGGGAGCGCGGGGCCGAGGCGCCCAGGGAGCCCAAGGAGGCCGAGAACGGGGCCACUCCCGGGGCGGCCCCCAGGGCCGCAGACGCGGGCUGCACCUCCAGGGACGGCCUGGCCGCCGAGGCCGCCCGGGACGCGCGACCUGCGGAGGCCGCGACCGAUGGCCCCGGAGCCGGGGCGCCGGGCGGCGUGAGGCUGCGGCGGCCGUCCGUCUGCGGGGAGGCCGGGCCGGUGCCCCCGCCGCGCGCGCACGGCUCCUUCUCGCACGUGCGCGACGCCGACCUGCUGAAGAAGAGGCGCUCGCGGCUAAGGAACAGCAGCUCUUUCUCGGUGGACGACCCGGACUCGGGGGCAGCGCCCGCGGAAGUCCUGAGCCCUGACCCCAGCACUGCCCCUAGCUCACCAGUAGCUCCAGCCCCGGCCCCAGCCCCCCAGCAGCCCCCUGGUGGGAGCCCCCCGCAGGAGGAGACACCCCCAAGCCCAGGGGAGGAGGCCGGGCUGCAAAGGUUCCAGGACACCAGUCAGUACGUGUGCGCCGAGCUGCAGGCCCUGGAGCAGGAGCAAAGGCAGAUAGACGGGCGGGCGGCCGAGGUGGAGACACGGCUGCGGAGCCUCAUGGAGUCAGGUGCCGACAGGCUGCAGGAGGAGAUGCUGAUCCAGGAGUGGUUCACCCUGGUCAACAAGAAGAACGCGCUCAUCCGGCGGCAGGACCAGCUGCAGCUGCUGCACAUUAGCAGAGAGCUGGAUCAGAAAUGGAGCAGCCGGGACUUGAACCAGCACCCAUAUGGGAUGCCGGCGCUGCCGGGACUGAAACCAGCACCCGCAUGGGAUGCCGGCACUGCAAGGAGCGGCUUUACCCGAUAGGCCACAGCGCUGGCCCCAGGGUAUACCUCUUAACCUAGCAGCGUUUUUACAAAGGCAACAACCAAAGCCCACAGCAAACACGGCCCAGGAAGCAUAGGGCUGAGUCCUGCCAUCUGACCCGGUGCCUUCGAGGGGCUCUGCCGUGGGGCCACUCGAGGAAAGAGCCCACGUCCUCCCUCUCGGGUCCCUGCCUUUCAAGAGUGAAUACUUGGAGCCGCGGUGCGGUGCCGGGCGGAGCGUCCCAUUCCCCAUCGGCUCCUUACGGACCCUCCUGGGAAGGCAGCAGAAGACGGCCCAAGUGCCUGGGCCCCGGCCGCCCACAUAGGAGAUGGGAGCAGAGUUCCUGGGUCCUGGCCAUUGCAGCCACUUGGAGGAUGAACCAGGACAUGGAAGAUUCUAGGUCUUUCUCUACCACUGUGCCUUUCAAAUAGGAAAUUUUAAAGCAGGGUGGGAAGGGGGCAGACAGCACAAACACCCAGCAGUCGGAGGCCACUGGACUGCGGUCAGGUGCCCGCCUGCCACGGAAGC
Molecule: messenger RNA, 5330 nt
Organism: Lepus europaeus (European hare)
Lineage: Eukaryota; Metazoa; Chordata; Mammalia; Lagomorpha; Leporidae
Gene: EHBP1L1
Product: EH domain binding protein 1 like 1
Exons: 17
Coding region: 156-4802 (1548 amino acids)
Molecular function (GO): protein binding
Source: RefSeq, a predicted model, not a curated record